Molecule: messenger RNA, 945 nt
Organism: Guillardia theta CCMP2712
Lineage: Eukaryota; Cryptophyceae; Pyrenomonadales; Geminigeraceae
Exons: 9
Coding region: 1-945 (314 amino acids)
Source: RefSeq, a predicted model, not a curated record
AUGUCGGCGAGACCCGAGGAGGCGGGACCAGCUGCUGAUCUCCUCUUCGACGCCUUUCAGUUCGUGUUCUCCCCUGCUGGCUUCGCGAGCUUGGGAGGAGUCGUUGUCCUGGCGUUUCUAUGGGACCUGGUGACAGCCUCGGAUGGGAGAAACUUGCUGGGCCAGAAAGAGGCAACGUCGAUCUCUCUUCUCGGUCAGGAAUACAACGUCAGGGAUAUCGACAGGGAGUCCAGGUUUGUUCUGCAGUUCUCGGCGACGACGGACGGUUUCUACGAGAGCCCCAACGGAGGUACGGAAAAGGUGCAAGCGGGAGUGCAGUAUGUCGAGGAGUUCGAUCGACUCUCCUCUUGCGUUGCCCUCUCGCGCUCCAUCCAGAGCCGAUUCGGGAAGGACAAAGUUCGUUUCAAGACCUUCGAAGGUCGCUUUGACAUGCCGUUGUCGGGGGGCAGAGGAAGGGAGAAGAAAGGAAGGAGGGACGAGCGAGGGGGGGGGGGGGGGGGGGGGGGGGGCGGAGCGGAUGCUGAUGAGGAGGGCACAACAGUGCGGCCCAACGGAGAUUGGAUCGAAAGGACUGCUUCUUCCUCAAAGGAGCUGCCGCCCAUUGGGCGAACUGAAAAGUCGCCGGAAGCCCCCGUAGGAGGGAGUGAGUCAGACGCGGGUCUGUCCCAAGAGCCCAUCGACAAGGCGUGGAGGGAGUACAUGGACUCCAUGAAGCUGACCUCGAAGAAAGGUCUGGAGAACGUUGAGAUCCGGUACAUCACGGGAGAGAACGCGUGUAGGCUUUGCAACGGGAAAGGGAUCGUCGGCAAGUGCUCCACGACCUCGUCAGCGAAAGCGGAGGAUGCGGUGGAAGGCAAGUCUACGGGCUGCGAGACGUGUGGGGGCAAGGGAGUCGUGCCAUGCUCGUGGUGCGGCGGGACGGGGAUGCGCGCGGAGAGCAGAUAG